AUGUUCCGCCGUUUGGCUACUGUCGCCCCUCGCUCAGUCGGCACUGUCGUGUCGCCUCGCAUUACACCGGCCAUUUCCGGCAUCCAGACCAGUCGAAUGCUGACCUUCCUUGCACUGCUAGAUCAUUACAACAACCCACGCAACGUUGGUUCACUACCAAAGGAUGCCCCUGAUGUUGGCCUCGGUCUGGUCGGUGCACCUGCUUGCGGUGACGUGAUGAAGCUCCAGAUCCGGGUCGACAAGGACACCAGCAAGAUUACCGACGUCAAGUUUAAGACUUUCGGCUGUGGUAGCGCGAUCGCCAGCUCUAGCUACCUGACCGAGUUGGUGCGAGGAAUGACGCUUGACGAGGCCUCUAAGAUCCGGAACACCGACAUUGCCAAGGAACUCUGCCUGCCGCCCGUCAAGUUACAUUGCUCCAUGCUGGCCGAAGACGCCAUCAAGUCUGCCAUCAACGACUACUACACCAAGAACCCCAAGGCCGCUAAGACUGAUCUUUCUGGCACUGGGGCUUCCAUUCCCAAUGUGGAAAAGGCCGACGGUCCGACCGCCAGUCUGUGA
Aspergillus thermomutatus is the source of this 561-nucleotide messenger RNA. RefSeq names its product putative iron-sulfur cofactor synthesis protein (Isu1) (gene ISU1). The record is from RefSeq and is a predicted model, not a curated record. Gene Ontology annotation, molecular function: 2 iron, 2 sulfur cluster binding; ferrous iron binding. Gene Ontology annotation, cellular component: mitochondrial matrix; cytoplasm. Gene Ontology annotation, biological process: iron-sulfur cluster assembly; intracellular iron ion homeostasis. The transcript is spliced from 3 exons. Bases 1 to 561 code for a protein of 186 amino acids. NCBI's taxonomy places the organism in Eukaryota, Fungi, Ascomycota, Eurotiomycetes, Eurotiales, Aspergillaceae.